Molecule: messenger RNA, 1613 nt
Organism: Biomphalaria glabrata
Lineage: Eukaryota; Metazoa; Mollusca; Gastropoda; Planorbidae
Product: ankyrin repeat and KH domain-containing protein 1-like
Exons: 2
Coding region: 276-1322 (348 amino acids)
Biological process (GO): intracellular signal transduction
Molecular function (GO): protein binding
Source: RefSeq, a predicted model, not a curated record
GAACUCUGGGAAAAUGGGCAGGGCCACACUUAUGGCCUGCUACUUUUGAUUAUUUAUAACGUGUUGUUCUGCAUAUUUUUCAACGGUAGUAGACGCAUCAGCCAUAGAUCUUGUAUAGUUUGUUAUUGUAAAGUAGGUCUACAUUUAGUUUACUCUGGUCUUUAAGUCAAAGCUCACUCUACUCUAGACAGCUAGAGUCUAUAUUUUACUUAGUGUAGAUCUACAUUUCUACAGAAUAUGUCAGGAGCAUUAUUUCAGGUGCUAAAAAUAUCCUAAUGCCAAGCUCUAGAAUGGAUCAUGGGCUAGUUAGCCUUCAAGACACAGCUACGCCAGCCCUUGUCCUUGGCUCUUCCUAUCCCAUCAGUAUGGGCAAUGUCUCCAUGCCUGGGAAGGGAAGCCCAACAAAAGUUAUAGAAUGUAAGCACACAUCGCAGUCUACAACUUUUGAAACAUCCAAUAGAUAUGUCCAGUCAUUCCUUUGUUACGAACUCUUUGCUGCCAUUGAAAUGGGGUCAUUCAAGAGAGUUAGAAAUGUUCUGUUGUCAUACCCAGAUCUGGAUUUCAACUUUCACAUUAAAGAUGUCACUCCCUUAUCCUUAAGCUUGUACAGAAAGAGAUUUGAUAUUUUCCACCUUUUUCUUCAUCACCAAGCAAAAGUUGGCAACUUGAAUCUAAACAUGAUAAGCAGAGACAAUUUAGGAAGAAUGGAACCCCCUAUCAUCACAGCAUGCCGUCUUCAUUUUCUGGAAGGUGUUGUCACUUUAGUUAGAAAAGGAGCUGAUAUUGACGUGACAGACAAUCAAGGUCAUACUGCAUUAUGGGUGGCCUCAAGACAGCAAAUGCCUGAUCUUGUGGAAUACCUGAUUAAUAAUGGUGCAAGUGUCAGCAAAGUGGAUAAAUUUGGCUGCACACCUUUGCUGACUGCCCUCAUGUACAGGGUCAGCUCCAUGAUUAUUCGACACCUCAUCAUUCAUGGGAGUCCACUCUCCACUCAUUUAAGUUGGUCAUCAGCUGAGCAGUCUCCACUUUUCUGGGCCACCAAGAAUGGAAAUUUAGAAAUAGUAAAACUGGUGCUGCAAGCUGGGGUGACCAUGCUGGAAGUUCGGUCAGUUCGUAUGGCGCUAUCCAACAGUGAUGUAGACUCUGAGAUCCUGGAGCUCCUUGACCAAGAAACGCUAUUCCCUCCCUCCCUUCAGCACCAGUGUAAACUAGUGCUCAGGUGCUGCAUCAGCACCAAUGGGCGUGGGAAAAACUUUAUGAAAAGUGUGCAAACUUUGCCUUUGCCGUCCAGCAUCAUUCAGUUUCUUCUUCUGUCGAGAUGAUAUGCUUAAUACAUAACUUUUGUUGUUGUGCUUUCAGUAUGUUUCAAACGUUGUUCAGUCUGAGGUCUGCAUUUGUUCAUUUUUUUGAAAUUAUCUCUUAAAUGUUCAUUUUAAGUAUAUAUAUGAUGUUUGAGGAAUCUCAUUUUAUUCCAGGAAGUAAUUCUUCUCUUUAUAUGAACAUAUUUAACUGUUUUAAACUAAAGUAGAUAUUUUUUCUUAAUGCAAUCAGAUUUAUUGCUUUUAUCUUUUUUUUAAAGUGAUCAUCAGGCUGUGAAUCAUUUUACUGUUGUU